GUUUCCAUGUUGUCGGAUUCUUUAUCGCCGUUCGCCAUUCAUUUCUGUGUAUUUAUGCUUGGAUUCAUUUGCAAAACCUUAUAUUUCUUCUAAAACAAUGGCAGAUUCCUUGCAUAAGAAUUUCGAGACGCUACGUAGCAUCUUUGACGAAGUGCUCAGGAUGAAAAAUAGUACUGGAGAACGCGAUCGUUCUGAGGAAUUUACCGAGAAACGCAAGUAUGCUUCACUGCUGUUCGUGUUGAUCAAGAAAGUAAAUCGGAUGGUGAAGUACAGCCUUCGCUCUGGACGUGAAGAUUUGCAUCGCGAAAAAGUGCGCGUAGACAGCAAUCGAUUGCACCUACAGAAUUUGCUAUACGAGGUCAAUCACUUGAAGCGUGAAAUACGAUAUUGCCACAAAUUCAAGAGUCAAGAUGAAGACAUUGAAUUGGUGCCAGAAAAUGAAGAACCAACUGAGAAUGAUAAAGAGCUCAUGCCCACGAACGUGUCGCCAUUGUCAGGACAUGCCAAGCAUUUGGCUCGCCUGGAGCGUGAGUUGAAUUUGCGUAAGCAGCUGGCAGCACAAUGCAAAGAACUACUGAAUACAAAGCAGCAAGUUUUCAGGGAUAUCGUUUUGAAAACAGAGAAACUUACAUCGUUUGCGCCAUCAUUGCGUACUUUGAUGAAAGCCACACGGCCGUUGCAAGAAGCUCUUCAAGUACCAAUGGAUCGUGAAUGGAAAUUGCAACAGUUAGUGCAGCUAUUGCCUCGACCACUUUAUUUAGCUUACAUGAAUAUACACGCAAUAGAGUUAGCAAAAGAAUGCGAUGUUUGUGUAGUAGUUUUGGGUUGUGAAGAUGAUGUGCGACAACUGGAAUUGGCUGCGCAAACAGAAACAAUUAAGAGUGGCGCUAGUUCGGACACAGAUGAGAUAGACGUAAGCAGUGUUGCAAAGAAACGUAAAACUCACGGCGGUAAUAGCGAAUUACUAGUAGAUUUAAUGCAGGAACAGCGCAAGCGUAUUUUACAACCACACCCGCUUGAAGUACGCUUCACAAUUGGCAAUGGUGCGAAAAGUAUGGAUGAGUCCAUAGCAGUAAAACUUCGUUACUUUAAGCGACUGGGCUUUAUUACUGCUGCAACGGUGGUCAGCUUGAGUGAUGCAGAUCAGAGCUUUGCAGAUGCAACGCUAACUCAAGACGUGCUUAAGUAUUUGAAUGAUGACGAUAUGGGCGAAACCAUACCCGUACCAGGUGCAGAAUAUGAGCUGAAAAACAUAAAUAUGACUACAAAAGAAUGUGUCGAAUAUUUGAACUCUAAAGAUUACGGACGCCCCUACCGUUGGCUGCAGACCAUGUGCUGUAUUGAAGUGUUCAACGAAAUCAGUGAUGCAUCAGAAUCCGUCGUCGUACCAGAACCACCAAAGUUGCAGAAAUUGAUCCCAGAUUUAAUUAAAUCUAUACAGCACCUUUGGACUUCGCGCUUGAAUUUGAUCAAACAAAUACGCGCCUUGGUGCAAAAGCAAAUCGAUUUGUAUCUGAAAGAAGAACGUUUGCCUACAACACGACCUGCAUGUAGCCUCGUGCAGUGGACAGCACUCACUUACGAAGAGUACUUGUCAUCGGCGCCUUACACCGAUUGCGAACUCAUCAAUGGCAAUCAACUCUUCUAUCGCGCUGUAGUCGUGCGCGGCUCAGCCAAAAUGGAAUGUCUAGUUAGUAUAAGUAGUAAAUUUCCUGCCGAAAGUCCAAUCUGGUUUAUAUGCAUUUACUGGAAUGGCCAGCAUAAUGCCGCAAACAGUGCAGCAGUAAAAUCAAUGGAGUUUUGGACAAAUUCAUUGACACAAGCGAUGCUCCAACAUCCAUUGGCGUUAUUGGCCACUCAACUAGUGCGUACAAUGUACAGUUUUGAUAUAUUCUUGGAGACGGAGGGUCCACUCUACAAUCCCGUGGAGUAUCAUCGGGAGAAACACUACAUAAAGGCAUUUGCAAAGCGUAUACGCGCUAGACCAUACCGUUAUAUUGAAGGCGGCACUGUCAAUACAUUUAAGCAGUAGGUUUUAGGAAAUAUUUUCUAUUUUCUGAAAUUAGCUUAGACGUAUUAAAUAAAUUAAUAGUGCAUAAUUUCUAUUAAUAGUGAAUUUUGCGUUUACUGUUUAGUGUUGAAAAGUUUUAUUAAGCGAAAAUACAUACUUGCUUCAAAAUUAACUAUAGCAAAAUA
Messenger RNA from Rhagoletis pomonella (apple maggot), 2196 nucleotides. RefSeq names its product THO complex subunit 5-like. Gene Ontology annotation, biological process: positive regulation of DNA-templated transcription, elongation; mRNA export from nucleus. The record is from RefSeq and is a predicted model, not a curated record. Gene Ontology annotation, cellular component: THO complex part of transcription export complex. Gene Ontology annotation, molecular function: mRNA binding. NCBI's taxonomy places the organism in Eukaryota, Metazoa, Arthropoda, Insecta, Diptera, Tephritidae. Bases 98 to 2032 code for a protein of 644 amino acids. The transcript has a single exon.